GUGAUAAGGAACUCAUAACCACAUAUCCUCGAAGCUAAGUAUAAGCAGUCGCACAAUCACGCAGUAGUGAAGCGCCGUUUUUCACUUCACGUUUUGAGCCACCAGCUGCGAAACAUGACAUCUGUGCUACUACCUUGCCAGAAGCGGGCAGCUCUGCUUAGCUCCAGCAGCGGGAGACGGCCUCUCAAUUUGCUCGCGGCCCAUGCCCGCUGCGCGCCACCGCGGGCAGCGGUGACUUGCCGAGUAUCUGCAGUGGCGUCUGUGUCCUACGAAGUCGCGGAUGAAGCUGUCCUGCGCUCGCUGGAGCGGCCCGCCAACAACAUCGUCUCGCUAAGCCCGCGCCGCCAGCCGCACUUCAUGGCGGUCAAGGAGCCCACCAGCUGGGUCCCCUCUUUGCUUCCCGGCCCAUCCGCCGAGGAGUCCAGCGGCCUCGACUUCGUUGACCUGGUCAAAACCCCCCGGGCAGAGGUCCAGGCCCGGCUGCAGGACGCUUCCACGUACCUCAUGCUCGGCUGCGCCAACGGCGUGCUGCCGCGCUCCUCGUCAUCAACAGCAACGGCGCCGGUCAACGUGCGCGCGCUGACGCGCUUCCGCAACAACGUCACGCGCAACCUGUCGCCCGCCAUCGCGGUGUCCUGCAGCGAGGCCAUGCAGGCCGCCAAGGCCGCCACCAAGCGCCGCGUGCAGGAGCUGCUGGAGCAGCAGCGCGCAGCCACCGGCGCCAUCGGCGGCAGCAGCGGCGCUGGCCCCGGCGCCAUCGCCUCCUCGGCUGUCUCGCAGGUGACCUGCCGCUUCGUGGUCGCCUCGGCGUCCGUAGAGCAGCCGCUCGAGACGCCGUUGCCGGCGCUGUGUGUUGCCGGCGUUGCCGGCGAGGGUGCGGCGGCCCCGGUCAUUGUGGUUGCGGCGGACGUGUCGGCUGUGUCCUCACCGACAGAGGCGGCGGAGUCGGCCGCGCAGCAGCAGGAGGCGGUCGCGCCGUCGGCCAGCCACGGCGCGCCCAGCUUGAGUGGCGACGACCUGGAUGCGUUGCGGCUGCAGCGGGCGGAGGAGCACCUCGCCGUGGCUGUGGGCGGCGGCGGCAGCGGCCGGCGGCGCGGCAGCCGCGGCCGCGGCCUGGCUGGCGCAGGCCGCCUGCAGGACAAGUCGGAUGCGGCUUGGAUCUGAAAUUCUGAAGGAAAAAACUGUUGGACAGGAUCGUGUUACAUAACUAGAGCGGAGCGUUGAUCAGCGAUGGAAUGGCGCUUGCGGCUUUUGCGGCGAUGCGAGAGCUGGUCGCUCGUGUCACGGCUCGGUGCAGAACAACGGCGAAUGCGCGGGCAGCGUUUGUUGUGAUUUUGGUAUUGAUUCGCCUUACUGGAUACAAACGCACAUAUGGUACUGUCUUCUGGUCCAGUGUUUGCGCGGCGUUCAGGUGGCCGUGGAGGAGUGGAAACCGGCGUGCGCCGCAGCAGAUGCUGCCGCGUGCUUGGAAUACUACCCCCAAGCUAGCUACUUCGUACAAAUGGAUACAGUCCCGAAUGUUUGUGAGCUGCAAGAUUCGCAGUGGCGCGUCCUUUGAUGCCUUUUGUAUGACUUGUUUGGGGUUUUGCACAAGAGUACAGGAACCAGGCCGUCCCGAGUGAUGGUUGAUUCAUGCUUUUUGCCCCGAAAGCCGGGGAUGAACAAUGACGGUCUCCUUGAGCGCAGAAGCGCACAGGAGCCGGGCAGGCUGGAAGCGUGGACGGAGGCGGGCUUGCCAAAUAAUACCUCGAAUAAAUGCCACGGCGCAAAAGCGCUGGAAGCUGAGGAUGCGCGGUUGUGAAAUCCUGGGCGUGAGUUACACGUUGCAGCGUCGAGUCACUGAGUGUAUGUCAUGCGUCGAAUGGAAGCGUGUGUAGCAGGUUUAGUGCCCGAGGUAACGCGGGUAGAGUAAUAUGUGUGUGUGUGUGUGUGUGUGUGUGUGUGUGUGUGUGUGUGUGUGUGUGUGUGCCGGCCGACAAUCAAGAAGGCUGUGCUGGGAGGUAGAGCGUGUGUGGCCGGAGGCUAGGUACAAUGUGUCUGUCUGUCGCGAGUGGGUGUGUUCGUCUUCGUGUCACCACGAUGACGUGUACCGCAUUUUGGCUUCUGUAUUUCGUGGCUGUGGCACAUGGCGCGGCUUGACGGUCUAUGAAUUUUGGUUUGAGGGACUGGGCUUGACCUAGGAUUCUUAUGCUUGCUUUGAGCGCUGACAAUUUUACGGCUUCGUCUUUGGAGCUAAACACGGCAGUAAUGCCGCGGAUGGGUGCAGGACGGGCAGACAGGGUGCAACCCGGCUGUCCUGCAUAGCGCAUAUGAUGAGAAGGACGUUGUGGCCACUGGCCAGUGCGCAAGGGGUGCGGGCGCCUGCCGCAGUUGGGCAAGGCGCCCCCUGCACGUGGUGCCCUUACUAAGGGUGCUAUGGAUGCGGUAAGGGGCAGGUUGGCGUGGUGCAACGUAGUUAACGUGGUGUAAGGGGUGUGGGCACCUGACGUGUAACAAACAUGCGAG
Chlamydomonas reinhardtii is the source of this 2505-nucleotide messenger RNA. RefSeq lists its product as uncharacterized. NCBI's taxonomy places the organism in Eukaryota, Viridiplantae, Chlorophyta, Chlorophyceae, Chlamydomonadales, Chlamydomonadaceae. The record is from RefSeq and is a predicted model, not a curated record. Bases 115 to 1164 code for a protein of 349 amino acids. The transcript is spliced from 2 exons.